Messenger RNA from Crotalus tigris (Tiger rattlesnake), 1440 nucleotides. It is a transcript of the gene SCO1, whose product is annotated as protein SCO1 homolog, mitochondrial. Gene Ontology annotation, biological process: mitochondrial respiratory chain complex IV assembly; intracellular copper ion homeostasis. The record is from RefSeq and is a predicted model, not a curated record. The transcript has 6 exons. NCBI's taxonomy places the organism in Eukaryota, Metazoa, Chordata, Lepidosauria, Squamata, Viperidae. Gene Ontology annotation, molecular function: copper ion binding; copper chaperone activity. Gene Ontology annotation, cellular component: mitochondrial inner membrane. The coding region runs from base 54 to 836 and encodes 260 amino acids.
UGUCCCGGAAAUUCAAGUCGGGUGUGCUGGUUCGUGAGUCCGGGAGGGGAAGGAUGGCGGGAGCGGUGCGGGUUCGCCUGAUGUCGCUCGCCCUUUGCACGCGUUUAGCGUUUAGACCGCAUUGCUUCCCGCGCUGCUGUCCUGUCCGGACCCUGGUCACCGCACCCCCGGUCAAAGGAAGGCAGAAGGGCUUCAAGAAACCUGGGCCGGUAACUUGGAAGAGUUUAGCAGUCACGGUUGUGAUUGGAGGUGGGAUGCUGGGACUACUGAAAUAUUUAAAGAAAAAGAAAGAAGCAGCAUUGGAGAGAGAGAGUAUUCGAUCCAUUGGAAAGCCUUUGUUAGGAGGCCCUUUCUCACUUGUUGAUCACCAUGGACAAUCAAAAUCAGAUCGUGAUUAUCUGGGCCAGUGGGUUUUAAUCUACUUUGGUUUUACACAUUGCCCUGACAUUUGCCCAGAAGAACUGGAGAAAAUGAUGCUAGCAGUGGAUGAAGUUGAUAGAAUCGCAUCUUUGCCUAAUGUCACUCCACUCUUCAUCACCAUUGAUCCAGAGAGGGACAAUGAAGAAGCCAUUGCCAAAUACGUCAAAGAAUUUUCACCAAAGUUGAUUGGUUUGACCGGUACGAAAGACCAGAUUGAUCAGGUGUCUCGCGCCUAUCGUGUCUACUACAGCCCUGGUCCCAGAGAUGAGGAUAAUGACUACAUAGUGGAUCACACUAUCAUCAUGUACCUUAUUGGGCCUGAUGGGAAAUUUGUUGAUUAUUUUGGCCAAAAUAAGACUAACACUGAAAUUGCCGCCAACAUCCUAAAGCACAUGAAACAAUACAAGAAAGAAUAAAGGACUUAGAUUUCUGACUGUCAGGCAAGCAUGUCUAAAAUGCAUUAAUUGUAAUGCAUUUUGCGUCACGUUAAUUGGAGGAAAUACACAGAUGGUCUGCUGUGGCGUCUUCUUCGUGCUGUUAAAUUUACUAAACCUAUACCUACAGACUAAGACUCAGUUCUGAAGAGAAGCUGAAUGUCUUUCACCAAUGAUAUUUUUCCAGAUAUUAUGCUCUGGAUAUGCCUUAGCCAUACAGUGGCUUAUUGAAAGCUUUUGGUGUUGAUGCAGUUUUACCACCAAACAUACGCUACAAUGCUCUCUUCAUUAGAAGUUCUUGUUCUUGACAUGCUGAAGAGACACUACUGAACUGACCUGUAUUGAAGAUACCAUUGGGAUUUGUCUUCUCUCAAGUUUGAUGCAUUCCUCUUAGGAAGUGGAGCUUCUGGUCCUUUCUCAGUGAACAUUUCCAGAGAGAUUUAGAGUGUCACUUUUUGUUUUUUUUAAAUAAUCAGUUAAUCAUAAUCAAUAUGGCUGUUCUUAGACAACAUGGUAGGAUGGGAAGCUUCACUCUAAAAUCAAGUGUGGUGCACAGAUGAUGAAAUAAAGUGAAAGAAAAUUAAAA